This is a messenger RNA of Caenorhabditis remanei, 591 nucleotides long. RefSeq lists its product as uncharacterized. Bases 1 to 591 code for a protein of 196 amino acids. The transcript has 3 exons. The record is from RefSeq and is a predicted model, not a curated record. Lineage: Eukaryota; Metazoa; Nematoda; Chromadorea; Rhabditida; Rhabditidae.
AUGAGAGAAAAGGAACAAACGGAUGAAGCUGUUAUGGAAAUGGAGAAUGGAAUCAAGUGGGGUAGGAAAAAAAGAAAAUGUCGAAGUUCAAAUCUGGGAAAAAAAGGAAUCACAUUUGUAGAUCAAGUCUUUAGCAAUUCUGAAAAUAACUUGAAGUUGUUCAGAUCUGGGAAACAAAAAAAACAUGUCGAUUCUGAAGAAACAGCUCCUGAUUCCAAAGAUUCAGUUCUGCACAAAAGAAUUAUCAUUAAAUAUGCUGAUGCUGAACCAUCAGCUUCUGCUUCAAAUGCCCAGCAGGAUCACCAGGACCUACCGCAGCUCCAGAACGAAAAAAGUCCAUCAGCUGCUCCAGGAGCCCUAGGACAAUUCGGAGGAGCCGCUCUUCCAGAACCACUAGGACCAGCCGGACAACCAGGAUUCAACAGAAACUCCGGAGCUCCAGAAGCCCCAGGACAAGUCGUCGAUGUUCUAGGCACUCCAGGACCAGCUAAAUCACCAGGGUUUUACAAAUUUGCCGAAGUUCAGACACGACAUGUGCCUGCCAUUCAGAGGUUAUUCAGAGUGCCGAUUUCGAAGUUCCUCUCCCCGUAG